Cololabis saira (Pacific saury) is the source of this 5858-nucleotide messenger RNA. RefSeq names its product NACHT, LRR and PYD domains-containing protein 3-like. The record is from RefSeq and is a predicted model, not a curated record. Lineage: Eukaryota; Metazoa; Chordata; Actinopteri; Beloniformes; Belonidae. The coding region runs from base 680 to 4576 and encodes 1298 amino acids. The transcript has 14 exons. Gene Ontology annotation, molecular function: protein binding.
UCAUUUUGUGUCUGAAGACAAAUCUAAAUGAUUGUUAAUGACAUUUUUAUUGGUUUUAUUAUUGAUCAGAAACACCGUGAUGAUCAGCCGAUGAUUAGUUUUCUUCAUCGAUCAAACUUUGGUGUUUUUAUUUCCUGGAAUGAAGCUGUCGACUCCAGCAUUAAAGUCAGACUGCUGUUUCCUGUGGAGUCUUUCAAAAUAAAGCGUGGUUCCUGGAGGAAGUUGUUUGCUGCUUGUGUAACUGUUGUGUGAUGAGGCUGUGAAGGAGGAGGACACGUGUCUCUGCAGGACAGUUUCACCUCUGAGCUUCUUCACAUUUACAGGAACCAGACUCACGUAGAGGCCGAGUCUCUUUCUGCUUGUUCAAGAUUUUCAACUUCCUGUUUCUGCAGUAAAACUCUGUUAGUCACAGAAUUUAAUGUUUUAAUCUUAGAAACAGAAAAUGAGAAAUGGCGCUAAGAGAAAUCUUCAGAGCAGCUUGGAUCAGCAGAUACGGCUGUAUCAGUGACUUCCUCCACCUCCCACUGGUUUCUGACUGCAUUCAAGUGACAUAAACACUAAAGAGAGGAGCAAACCAGUGCAGGAUCAGCUGAUCUCUGUCCAACACCAGUGGUGUGUGUUUCCUCUGACUGUAGAUGAAGGUGUGUGUGUGAGCUGAUGUGGACGUGAAUUCAGCAGAAUGGACCAGUGUGAGGACAGAGAGGAGGGAGUCCCUCCCUCUAAAACCUCUCUGUGUGGGGAACAUGAGAGUCGGAGCAAAGCUCAGAGGAAUCGACCUGGACCUGGACCUGGACCUGGACCUGGACCUGGACCCGGACCCGGACCUGGACCUGGACCCAGCUGUGUGUCCUUGAAGAGCACCAAGUCAAUGGAAUAUGUUCUUGACUUUAAAGGAGAGCAACGUUCUGCUGUAAAAAGGGUCCAUCAGAAAAGAGACUCUCUUGAACAUGAACCCAGCUGUUUGUCCUUGAAAAGCAACCAGUCAAAGAGAAGGUUAAUUGACUUUAAAGGACACCAACGUUCUGCUGUAAAGAGGGUCCAUCAGAAAAGAGAAUCUCUUGAACAUGAACCCAGCUGUUUGUCCUUGAAGAGCAACCAGUCAAAGGAAUAUGUUAUUAACUUUAAAGGAGACCAACAGUGUUUUUCAGAGAGGACUGAUCCUGAUGAUGAUCCAGAGUUCCUCAGCUGCUUCAUGUCUCCAUCAGUUGUUCAUGUUCCUGAUCUUGUUAUUCUUCCUGGUUCCUCCACAGAGUGGACCAGCAGAGCUCAGAGCCUCCCUCUCGGUCCGUCUGUCCAGCAGCAUCAGACACAGCUGGACUCCAUAUUUCUGCUGCUGGAGGACAACAUUGUCCUGUUUGUGAAGAACGAGCUGAAGAAGAUCCAGAGGGGUCUGAGUCCAGAUUACCCAGAAUCCCUAGAGCAUGUGUUGCAGCGUGAGGAUGAAGAGCAGAGGAGGAGCAGCAGAGAGGCGUUUGUGAAGAUCACAGUGAACUUCCUGAGGAGAUUGAAGCAGGAGGAGCUGGCUGAGCGUCUGCAGAGCAGUACUUUUGCUGAAGUUUGUAGAAAGCGGCUGAAGUCUAAGCUGAAGAAGAAGUGCCAGUGUGUCUUUGAGGGGAUUUUUAAAGCAGGAAACCCAACCCUUCUGAAGCAGAUCUACACAGAGCUCUACAUCACAGAGGGAGGGACUGGAGAGAUCAACGAUGAACAUGAAGUCAGACAGAUUGAAGCAGCAUCCAGGAAACCAGACAGAGCAGAAACAACCAUCAGACAGGAAGACAUCUUUAAACUCCCACCUGGAAGAGAUGAACCAAUCAGAACAGUGAUGACGAAGGGAGUGGCCGGCAUCGGGAAAACAGUCCUAACACAGAAGUUCACUCUGGACUGGGCUGAAGGAGCCAACCAGGACAUCCAGUUACUGCUUCCAUUCACCUUCAAAGAGCUGAAUGUGCUGAAAGAGAGAAAGUUCAGCUUGGUGGAACUUGUUCAUCACUUCUUCACUGAAACCAGAGGAAUGUGCAGCUUUGAAGAGUUCCAGGUCGUGUUCAUCUUUGAUGGUCUGGAUGAGAGUCGACUUCCUCUGAACUUCCACAACAAUGAGUUCCUGACUGAUGUUACAGAGUCCACCUCAGUGGAUGUGCUGCUGACAAACCUCAUCAGGGGGAACCUGCUUCCUUCUGCUCGUCUCUGGAUCACCACACGACCCGCAGCAGCCAAUCAGAUCCCUCCUGAGUGUGUCUCCAUGGUGACGGAGGUCAGAGGGUUCACUAACCCACAGAAGGAGGAAUACUUCAGGAAGAGGUUCAGAGAUAAGAAGCAGACCAGCAGGAUCAUCUCCCACAUCAAGACAUCACGGAGCCUCCACAUCAUGUGCCACAUCCCAGUCUUCUGCUGGAUUACUGCUACGGUCCUGGAGAAAGUCCUGGAAACCAGAGAGGGAAGGGGGCUGCCCAAGACCCUGACUGAGAUGUACAUCCACUUCCUGGUGGUCCAGGCCAAACUGAAGAAGGUCAAGUAUGAUGGAGGAGCUCGUAUGGAUCCUCACUGGAGUCCAGAGAGCAGGAAGAUGGUGGAGUCUCUGGGAAAACUGGCUUUUGAGCAGCUGCAGAAAGGAAACCUGAUCUUCUAUGAACCAGACCUGAGGGAGUGUGGCAUCGAUGUCAGAGAGGCUUCAGUGUACUCAGGAGUGUUCACCCAGAUCUUUAGAGAGGAGAGCAGCCUGUACCAGGACCAGGUCUUCUGCUUCAUCCAUCUGAGUGUUCAGGAGUUUCUGGCCGCUCUUCAUGUCCAUCUGACCUUCAUCAAGUCUGGAGUCAACCUGCUGGAGCCACAAAGAAACACAGAGACUGACUUCUAUCAGAGUGCUGUGGACAAGGCCUUACAGAGUCCAAACGGACACCUGGACUUGUUCCUCCGCUUCCUCCUGGGUCUUUCACUGGAAACCAAUCAGACUCUCCUACGAGGUCUGCUGGAACCAGAACAAAGAAGAUCACAGAACAAUCAGGAAACAGUUAAAUGCAUCAAGAAGAAGAUCAGAAAGGAUCUGUCUGCAGAGAAAAGCAUCAACCUGUUCCACUGUCUGAAUGAAUUGAACGAUGGUUCUCUGGUGGAGGAGGUCCAACGGUCAAUGAGGUCAGGACGUCUCUCCACAGAUGAACUUUCUCCUGCUCAGUGGUCGGCUCUGGUCUUCAUCUUACUGUCAUCAGAACAUCUGGAGGUGUUUGACCUGAAGAAAUACUCAGCUUCAGAGAAGGCUCUACGGAGGCUGCUGCCGGUGGUCAAAGCCUCCAAGAAAGUUGUGUUGAGUGGUUGUAACCUCUCAGAGGACAUCUGUGCAGAUCUGUCCUCAGUUCUCAGCUCUCCGUCCUCCAGUCUGACAGAACUGGACCUGAGUAACAACCACCUGCAGGAUUCAGGACUGAAGAAGCUGUGUCCUGGACUGGAGAGUCCACACUGUCACCUGGAGUCUCUCAGGUUGGGUGUCUGUAACCUCUCAGAGAACAUCUGUGCAGAUCUGUCCUCAGUUCUCAGCUCUCAGUCCUCCAGUUUGACAGAACUGGACCUGAGUAACAACCACCUGCAGGAUUCAGGACUGAAGAAGCUGUGUCCUGGACUGGAGAGUCCACACUGUCACCUGGAGUCUCUCAGGUUAAGUGGUUGUCACCUCUCAGAGGACAUCUGUGCAGAUCUGUCCUCAGUUCUCAGCUCUGAGUCCUCCAGUCUGACAGAACUGGACCUGAGUAACAACCACUUGCAGGAUUCAGGACUGAAGAAGCUGUGUCCUGGACUGGAGAGUCCACACUGUCACCUGGAGUCUCUCAGGCUGUCAGCCUGUCUGAUCUCAGAGGAAAGCUGUGCUUCUCUGGUCUCAGCUCUGAGCUCCAACCCCUCCCACCUGAGAGAGCUGGACCUGAGCUACAACCAUCCAGGAGAGUCAGCAGUGAAACUUUUGUCUGCUGGACUGGAGGACCCCCGCUGGAGACUGGACACUCUCAGGGUGGAGCCUGCUGGACAACCAUGGUUGACACCAGGUCUGAGGAAGUAUUCCUGUCAACUCACCAUUGACACAAACACAGUCAACAACAACAUCAAACUGUCUAACAACAACAGGAAGAUGAUGUUUGUGGAGGUGGAUCAGUCAUAUCCUGAUCAUCCAGACAGGUUUGAUUCCUGUCAUCAGCUGCUAUGUAGAGAAGUUCUGACGGGUCGCUGUUACUGGGAGGUCCAGAGGAGAGGAAGAGUUUCUGUAUCAGUGAGUUACAGAAGAAUCAGAAGGAAAGGAGACUCUGAUGACUGUUGGUUUGGAGGGAACAAUCAUUCCUGGAGGCUGGACUGUUAUGAUCAUGGUGGUCAGUACUGUGUCUGGCACAAUAACAGAGUAACAUCUUGCUCCUCCUCUUCCUCAGUCUCUGACAGAGUAGCAGUGUACGUGGACGUUCCUGCUGGAACUCUGUCCUUCUACAGUGUCUCAUCUGACAGACUGAUCCACCUCCACACCUUCAACACCACAUUCACUGAACCUCUCUAUCCUGGGUUCUUGUUUGGUUCUGGUUCUGGUUCUUCAGUGUAUCUGUGUUGAGUUCAGUCUCCAGAGUCUCCACCUGUCAGAGAAACUGUCUCUGUUGGACAGAUAGUUGAGUCUCUACAUGUCUGUCUCUGUUUCCAUCAGAACACCUGAAUCACAUGUUGCUGAAACUGUUCUGAAUGAUUCCUUGGAAACUUCUUCCUCUUCCAGUCCUUUAAAGGUGGAAGCUGCCGUUAUUCCAGGAUCCACAUGUUGUUCUUCCGUCUGUUUCCAGUUAGAGCUUCACAGUGAACAGCAGCAUGUUGUUUCUCUGUAGCUCAGUUGAGCUGUGAUCAUCCACUUCAUGUCAGCUGCAGGUAGUCUGCUGCACAUGUGACCAACUGUGAUGUCAGAGAGGAAUCACUGAGCUGCAAUCAGCUCAGAUGAAGUUACAACCUGCUGACAGAUCUGAGCACAAGGUUGCUGUGCAGCCAGGGUUCAUUCUGGCCUUUAUUCACACCACUUCCUGUUCCAGCCAUGACAUCACUGCUGGACUGUCAGGUCUCUGUCAUGGUAAAGUGUUUGUUUGUGUGUGAGCUCUCACCAAGAUGAAUAAGAUGAUCCAUCCAUUAUCUAGAACUGCUUCUUCAUGUUCAGGAGAAACUUGAAGGAGAAAUCAACAACAAUAAUGUGCUUCUAUUGUUCACUGUAGAACAAGAACUGGAAAAUCCCUCCAUGAUCAUCUGUAACGUUGUUUUCAGCUCUUAUUUUCUCACUUAAUGAUUCAGUGAGUCAAGAAAACUGUUUGGAAAUAAGAUGUUUUAAUUGCAACCUCAGAUUUUAUGGUCCAUCGUCCACUGGAUCACAUUUCUACCAAAUCUAUAUUUCUGUAGUUACCAAAUAUAAUCAGCUGUUUUCCUCCAGCAAAAGCUGUUUCAGCAUCUAGAGUGCAGACUGCAGCUCAGGGAGGUGGUUUUGUGGAUUACUGAUCAAUAUUAAAGUGUUUAUGAUGUCAUCACAUGAGUGUUGGUUUGUCUUUAAGCCGCUUAGAUAAAUGUCAUUCUGGUUGCUGCCAUCUUGUCCGUACAAAUCAACCAUCAACAUCGAUGCCAACUAUUGUCCAUAGAUGCAAAAGGGGAACAAGUCCUGGUGUCAGCCUCCGUACAACUUGACUGGAACAUAUUCAUGACCAAAUAAAUGUCAGAAACAGCCAGAUCCAGACCUGCAGUUCCUCUGUUGAUCACUAGGGUCCAGAUCCAGACCUGCAGUUAACAGAUCAUAAUCGUACAAUUUUAAAGCUUAAAUAACAAAUGAAUAUGUCUCUUUGUGCAGUUUAUCUGUUAUUAAAUAUUUCUGA